UAUGCUAGAGACUGGGGAACUAACCAUGCUCUUCUCAUUUAAUGUAGAGAAGCUGCCACUUGUUAGAUCAUAGUGAUUUAUCUUUAGUGUUGAAUAAGGCGGAGCAAAGCAAAGCAUCUCCUGGCAGAAGCAGGAGCAGGAGAGGAGAGUCUGGGCGGAGGAAGUUCUCCCACGGCUGGACGCUGGUGGUUUCACACAUGGUUUAAGACUCGCAGCGUCUCUACGGGAUAGCUACACUAAAGUAGAGGAAAAAAACUUUUUAUUAUCGCCGGGCUGCAGGAAAUAAAGCUAAAAGAGACAUUGGCGGAAACCCAGCCCUGGAAAAACGCGUAAAGACAAAGUUCGUUAAGAUAACUUGCUGAGAGUCUGAACUUUUCAGAAAACGCUUCAACUCUCUCCAGGCCAACACACUUCACUCAACUCCUGCCUGGAGUAUUGUUUUCAAAGGCCACCGUCGGUGCGUGCUCACUGUUGUCAUGACAAUGCUCUGGAAACCCAGCGCGAGGCACGUUGCGGGACACAAAAGGCACCAGCUGCGGGUUUGAGCUUUGCUGGAAAACUUUGUGUGUUGGGGAAAACAUCCCGAAAGGCAAAAGAGAAGAGGGAUAGUUUACAGAAGCAAGAUCACCGACACAAACCUGGGGAGCCGCCGGAGCCCCGUGGUGCUGGAAUGGACCAACUCAUAGAGUCCCUGGAAAGGAAACUGCAGAGACCUCUACUGGCGAAGUCUCGUACUCUCCCCAGCAUCCCCCAGUCUCCAACUGUCUCCAGGGUCCACCACUCUGACUUGAUUGGUGGGAGUCCUCCCCGCAGGAAAAACCCUCCAUCCGCCACCAUCCAAUCAAAGGCCUGCACUCUGCCUCCUGCAGGGGAGCUGUGGCGUUUGGAGGACGACAUGGAGGGAGACGACGAGACUGACCAGAGUGGCUGCAAGGAGCUCCGUCCUCGCUCCCAAUCACCCUUCUCCCACUUCAGGGCACGAGCCGCCUACCUCCGCAAGAGCAUGUCGGCUGAUGACCACCUGGACAUGGGCCUGGACUACAUCUCAGGGAGAACAGCUGAGGGCAAGUCAACUCGCAGCAAUAAGGGGAAGCUGAAAAGAAAAUUUAGUCUGGGCUCUGCAGACCGCAAGGAAAACCAGCAAAAGAAGUCAGAGUCAGGAAUCUCAAAAUUUACUCAUCGUCUCUCCCUGAAAGAGCGACCAGCUAAAGCAGGGAAGACUUCAGACAGACCAUCAUCCUACAGAAGACGAUCUCUAAGUGUGGACUGGGCUGACUCUGCCAAAGUGACGCAGCCCAUGAGAGGGAACCAGGUCCACCAGCCGGCAUCGGCUCGCAAGUCAGCCAGCUUGUCCUCGCCAAGCGCAGCUCGCCGGCUGUACCGCAACUUGUCUGGAAAGUUCCGCGUGGGCGCUAACCCCCCUGCUCUGGAGGACAGCAUGGUGUCAGGGCGGGGAGGAGACAAGGAGAGGCUGCGUAAAACCACCAUAUUCCAGAGCAAUGAAGCUUUGUUUGAGGCAGUGGAACACCAAGAAUUGGACCUGGUCCAGCUUCUUCUGUCCCAGUACAGUCUGGAGGAGCUGGACCUCAACACUCCAAACAGUGAAGGUCUCCUGCCUCUAGAUAUUGCCAUCAUGACCAACAAUGUACCCAUGGCUAAGCUUCUCCUGCAAGCCGGUGCCAAGGAGAGUCCUCACUUUGUGAGCCUGGAAGGCCGAGCGGUGCACUUGGCCACCUUGGUGCAGGAGGCUGAGCAGCGGGUGUCAGAGCUUCAGGCCCACGUUCGUAGCGAGGGUCCCAGUGAAGGGGAGGGAUCCGACCAGGAGAGGCAGCUGAAGGCUUGGGAGUGGAGGCUGAGGCUCUUCAGACGCAUGCAGUCGGGCUUUGAGCAUGCUAACCCUCCAGAUGCUCCCAGUGUAGUUUGUCUGUCUGUCAGCAGCAACACAAGCUUGCAGGUUGACUUUCAUGAACCAGUCUGCGUCAACUCUGCUGUGGUUACCAAGUAUAAAGUGUCUUGGAGCUCCUCACCUUCAUUCAGUCCCAUGCUGGGUGAAAUAAUAGUGGAUGAUACCACGUCACCACAGUGCAACAUCACUGGACUGACUUGUGGAGCCUAUUACUAUGUACAGGUGUCAGCCUAUAAUAUGAAGGGCUGGGGCCCUCCAAAGGUUUCCAUCCCAGCUUGUGCUGCACCUUCCAGCUGGCGGGACAUCGAUGGCCACCCUCCACGCCUCAGAGGCCAGAAGGAAGCACUUGACCAGCUGCUUGGACAGAUUAAAGAAGCUCAUCGUCACUGUGCCUGCCAUGAGCAAUGCAAAGCUCCAACACAAGGCAGGAAGCACUCUGUAUCCAAAAGCCUUCGGCACCUCUUCCAACUCACCAGCAAAUUUGUCAAAAGCUUGAAAAGAGGUCUCUAUCUGACUUCCAUAUUCUACAGAGAUGACAAUGUGUUGGUGACUCCAGAGGACCAGAUUCCUAUUGUGGAGAUAGAAGAUUCAUACUCCAGCACCCUUAUGCAGGACUUUCUUUGGUUUACUAAGGUUUCAUACCUAUGGGAAGAGAUAUCCUGGCUUCAGCAGUGUCUCAGUCCCUCGCAGUCAUCUUGUUCGUGUACUCUGCAGACCCGUCUAAAGAUGCUGCAGGCAGUCUCCCAGCUACAGUGUUUUUGUGUCUUUCAGGGAAUGCUGGGAACACAGGACCUUGGCCAGGUGUAUUUCGAGCCCAUCAAGGACAAGCAUGGCAAUGCCCUGGUGGUCCUCCUGAAGGACAUGAACACCUGCCCCAACCUGGAUGGGGUACGCUGGACACAACUUUGUAAACUCCAGCUUCAGCGCAAGUCCAUCUCCUCCCCCGAGGAGCCCACCGCCUUGGACAUGCUCCUCAUCACACUCCAUGAGAAGCUGGCGUAUCACAGGCGCAGCAGGAAGCUCUUGUCUCCAGGCUUGUACCUGGGGUACCUGAAGUUGUGCACCUCGGUGGAGCAAAUCAGGGUGCUGGUACCUCAAAAACUCCCCAACAUUCUCUGUCACACUAAAAUACGGGACAACAGCAACAUGUCCAGAGAAGAAUGGCAGUGGCUGCAGGCUCUCAGCUCUCUGGACGAAGCGCUGGAAAUGGACCAGGAUGUGCAGAGUGCCCCCCACCGCCUCUUAAACGACCUGCGCAGUGCCAUCAAGGACCUGAUGGCACACAUCAAUGUCCCUGGAAAUCAGGCUCAGGAUUUCCGGAUCUACAGCCAGGAAGUGUUGGAGUUUGGAGAGAAGGUGUCCUUCCUGCUUCUCCUGCCGCCUUCAGAUGAAGUGUGCACGGCUCCUGGUCAGAAUAAUCCAUACUCCCCUCGCUCUGGCUUCCUCACCCUGCCCCUGCAGAUCUUCGAACUAGUCCACUUUAAUGCAUAUUGCCCCAGCUUCAUCGGCCAGUACUGUAGAGUGUCCGCUUUGCUGGAGCUGGAAUCCCUAAUGUCGCAGCAGGCUCUGCGAGAAGCCUUCUCUGAGGCUGAGCUACUUUCUGCUAAGACGAAACACCAACAGGUUCAGGAACACAUGCAGCAAAUGGAGGAGAUGUGGCGAGAUGCAAGGUGGAUUAUGGAUGCCUUGCAGUAUGCCCGCUAUAAGCAGCCAACCGGAGGCAUCUUCAUAAGCUGGAUAAUAGACUUUUCUAAAGAGGUGUUGCCAGAUAAGCCUCCCUCCACCUCCUCCCAGCCCGACUUCAUGCCGUCUCCCAUGCCCUCACCGGAACCCUGUCGCAAACACUCAGAUUAUCCUGGUUUAUCAGAUGAAGAGGGUUCUUCUGAAGUCUUCCUCACCACUGAUAGUGACUACGACUCAAGUCGUGCACAGAGUCCCCGCGAGUUGGACUUGCUACCUCCCUCACCUUUGUCCUCCUCAGCCCCCCUGGAGCCCCGUGGUUUCCUGCGUAGCGAUGGGAGCAGCUCGGGAGGAGUUGUGUGUCCCAGAGGAGGUGGACGUGGUGGGGGAGUUCUGAGAGACUCUACUCCCGAUGUCCUCCAGGCCUCAGAACCCCAAUUGGGGAGGGAAAGUGAGCGAGGCGGAGGAGUUUGUUGUGGAGGAGAAAGGCGGAGGGGACCCCCAGAGCUGUUUGACAGUGACUUCAUUCUCCCCAGCAGACAAAUCGAGCUGUUGCACAUCACAGAGAAGAGACAGGCCUUCUGUGUAAGAACCAGCAGCCUGGAGUUCCCUUCCACCACAUCAGUCCACCAUCAGCCUUACUCCCACCACUCCCAUUACUCCUCACCCUCCACCUCACCACAGAACAGGUGGCACCGCCCCUCGUCGGUGGACCGAUGUUGUUCUGGGGAGCGCUGCGUACCUCAGCUUCCGCCGGCACGGACGUUAUCAGAGGACAGCGGCACGCAGAGACUCAACUCGCCGUCACCUGCUGUGUUCAGGAAAGGCAGCCACGCCACACUCAGAGUGUACCCACAGUAUCGAACGGGCCUGCUAAAAAAGACCAGUGUUAAGCUUUGUGUAACUUCGGGCACGACGGCUCGGGAAAUAAUCCAGCUGGUAGUCCAGGAGAUGAACACCGUCUCUCGGCGCCUGCUGGGCAGCAACGGCGGUGGUGAGGAGCAGGAGCAGUGUGUUUAUUACAGUCCGGAGCAGCUGAAGCACUUCAGCCUGGUGCUGGUGGUGGACAACAGGGAGAAGUGGCUCCAGGAUGACCUCUGUCCCCUGGAGCUGCAGAACCCCUGGCUGAGGGGUAAACUGUGCGUCCGCAUUAAGGACUAUUCUCCACUAGCUCUCAAACACAGCCGGGCCACGACCGUGUGACCCUCCCAAGUUCAUGUCUGGAUUCUGUUUUUUAAACGUAGUUGAAUCAGUGAAUUCAGUUUGUCGCUGUUAUAACACCGUCCUCGACUGCAAACUGUAAUCUAUUUUCUUUUUAUUUCUUUCUCUUGAAAUGGCACUCUGAGAAUUUGUUUCUAUGAAAUAUAUUCUCCCAAACAUAAGAGCUUUUUUCUAUGAACAUCAGACCCUCAUAUGGACACCAAAUGAAAGCUCACAACAUGAAACAAAGAGAAAAUUGUUUUUUCUUCAUGCUGUCAGAAAUCAUAGAGCAAAGGAUUGUGAUGCUGAGCAUGGGUAACAGUCUGUCUCUGACAUUUGGCACGACUGACAUCAGCACUUUGGGCUGUGUGCAUUUCCAAAAUGACACAGGCUCCAUCAUCAUCCUUCCUCCCCAGCCACACAUAGAAAGGGCUUUUCCUGUGAGCUCUCUGUAUGUUCUAAUUCCCAAAGAGCAUCAGGCCCAACUUCUUCAGGGAUGGGGUUCCUGAGCUGUGCUCAGAGUUAAAGAACUGCUUUCUCAGACUGUUUGAGAAAGCAUUCGACCUGUAAGCCGGUCAUACCCACUGUCACUCCCCUUCCUGGUAUUUAGCAGCCACGCAAGAAAUAGGGAACAUUGGCACAAAACUUUGGUGCUCUUGUGAAGUGAACAGUCCUUUAUCGAUCAUAGUGUAGCUAAAAUAGAUGAUCACAUCAAACCAGCUAAUUUUCCAAACAGGAUAAAAGAUGCAAUACUAUUCUGUUGUUUCAAAUCGAUUGAAAAGGCAUGCAUACUUUCAUUUUCUGUCCCCUAGGGGAGGCUGCUCAUUCCGGCCAAUCGCCAUUUGGUAUCUUUGUAGUUUUCAGUAGUUGGGUAUGAAGUGGAGCAACAGCAAGAUUCACACCAAUCAUACAUCAGUUGGUUCCCACCAUGGGGACGUUUCAUACCUGCUUUGACAACCAAUAGUUUAAAGGACAUGGUAGAAAAUGUGGGCACAAAUUGGGGAAUUGGGUGAAUUGGCCUGGAAUGGUCAGGCUGAGCCUAAAAUUAAACCAAGCCAGUGGUUUUGUUGCACUGCACACUGAUGUCUUCUCCACGUGUAUCAGGUAGCAGGACUGCGGACCUAAACUGAAAUUGGUUUCAAAACAAACAAUAUGAAAGCACUUCUCAGAAGAACCCAAAUAGGUCAAAUUCAACAAAAGGGAUCUAACCUGCUAGGUGUGGCUCAGGUGAUUGGUGGAGAAAGCCAAAAUAAUCGGUGGCCUGUCUGAGAAACGAACGCUGGUCCAGUUCUCAUUUUACCUUCAUAAACAUUCUUACACAUACUGGUAUUACCUGGUCAUCAGAUUAUAAUAAAAACUGUUAAAAAUAAAACUUCCAAGGGUUGGUCCAGGACUUCUGACGUGAAGUUCUGUUAAAAGGUUAUAAGCCAUUAAUAACUUACCUGCAGUGGGUAACCAUCUUAUUUAUUUAGUAUGAAUUCAGUCUAGGUGGUCCUGGAGGCUAAAACUAACAGCUAAUCUGAAUUGGGCCAAGACCAAGUGGGAUUUCUACAGUCACCAAUCUGAAAAAUGUCACAGAGGUAUAUUCAAACACUCGUUUAUGAGCCUUUAAAACAUCCUGACAUCAAACAUUAAUUUACAGCCAAACCAAGGAUUUGAUUCAUAGCUCAUGGAGGUAGGAGGCGGCAACCAGUGAUCUCCAGGGAUAAAAUACUGAAAAGGUAACAUUGCAGAUCCAAUAUUUUAAAAAAAUGUUCGGCUUUUUUUACUUUUUGUUUAAUUGAUCAGAGUUUGUGGGAAUUUUUAAAUAGUGACUUCUUGUUUAUCUGGAGUGUAGAUAUGAAAAAUUAAAAAGCGGAAACACAAGAGAACAUGCCAUUCACAAAUUUUGACCUCAGAAUAUAGAUUUUCGUCUGAGCUCAUCUAUAUUUACAGUCACUUCGAAAAUUAAAAGCCUUUUCUACGACUGGAAGUGUAACAGAAAAGGCUGGAUUAGAACCCAAGUUUAUUUUGCAGCCAUGGACAGUGAGUUAAGGCUUUUAUUCACAUCGAUACCGGGCCUCCUGUACUUAGUUCAGUCCAGGUGUUGGAGGUUGUCAUAGAAUAGAACCCACCAACAGAACCAAAUCUCUGGAGAAAGUUCAAAGCUAAUUAAACUUCUGAUUGUAAUGAAUAAGGGAAAGGAAGGAGAAGUGAAAAUUAAACAAUAUACAGGUAUGACCUUGUGUCCUCCCAAAUGUAUGAGUGUUCAUAUUGCAGAAAUCUUAUUGACAUGUCAGUAUGAUUCAGUACUCAUGUUGGAAGGAUCUUCCUGCCUCUUAAUCCAAACAUUUCAUCUUUAGCCAAAUUUAAAGUUGAGAAAUAAUACCCUGGAUUAUUAUUAAUAUUCAAUUGUCCAUUUCAUUGUUCCAGGAUCUCCAGGGGAAAUAUUUAGUCAGGAAAUUAUUUUCUGCUCUAAAAUCUCACCUGCAGGCUCGGCAGCAUUUACCAGUGUAAGUAAAAACGAGUACAAUGUAGCAUUGAGUCUAUUGGACCUCGUACUGUAGCAGCAUGUUGAACCUUUUCCAGGGGACGCUGACAGAGGCAUCUCUCACUGUUUACAGAGCUGACUUUCUUAUACAUUUACAGACGUGUUUUACAUAUAAAAUGCUGUAUAAAGAUGUUCUAAUAAGUUGUAAGUGGUUUUACUGAUGGCUUGAGCUCUCGUGUUAGCGCGUAGAUGUCCUCUUUAUUCCUGUGGUUUAAAGCUGCUUUUUUACGACUGCGAUCUGCAAAAACAAAUCGCUAGGCCACAAACUAAACCGUGUAUAUAGAUGGAGAUCAAGGGAUGAAUGUACUAUAUCUGCCCAAAAUGUGAAACUAAGUAAAUAUGGGUGUGUUGGGGGGCUGUGACCCCUAGAGAUGUCAAAGGUCAGUGAUGUUACAGGCUCUUAAGAUUGGCCUGAAAUGAGGAAAAAAAAGGGUUUUGAAUUCCCUUUCUAGUCUGGUAAAAAAUAAAGCUCUGUGUUUACAAGGAACUGUUGGUGGAGCCAUCAGGCAGUCAUGAAGGAGACGUCACGUCACUUUUUUAAAAUUUAUUUUUAUGGAACAAUAAAUGAAUAUUACAAAAUAAAA
This is a messenger RNA of Girardinichthys multiradiatus, 7900 nucleotides long. It is a transcript of the gene ankfn1b, whose product is annotated as ankyrin repeat and fibronectin type-III domain-containing protein 1. Gene Ontology annotation, molecular function: protein binding. Bases 671 to 4789 code for a protein of 1372 amino acids. NCBI's taxonomy places the organism in Eukaryota, Metazoa, Chordata, Actinopteri, Cyprinodontiformes, Goodeidae. Gene Ontology annotation, cellular component: spindle. The transcript is spliced from 25 exons. The record is from RefSeq and is a predicted model, not a curated record. Gene Ontology annotation, biological process: establishment of mitotic spindle orientation; regulation of establishment of bipolar cell polarity; signal transduction.